GCUUACUAGUACGAUGAUGCAGCCACACACCUGCCAAGAAGAACUUCGGGAAUGACAUCCAAUUGCAAGCUUUGGAUGAGUCUCACACAGCGCGCAACGAAUAACGUUGGUAAAUAUAUCGUCGUAAUCCUCUAUAGCGGUAGAGCGCUUAGAAUAUUGACUAGAAGGUGAUGACAUCAUAGUUAUGACGUAAUCAGCAAUAAUGGGUGAUUAAGUAAGCUAGGCGAAAGUGAAGCAGUACUGCAUUUGCUAACGCCUCUUCCCUUCUUCAUCUUGAUCUAUACCUCAUCAUCCUCCUCAAUUAUCUUAUCUUAUUCUCUUUAAUAAUGUCUACCUUCCCUAUCUUUCAUAACCUUAACAGUGGAGCUGGCUUCCCUGGAUUGUCCUCUUACUCUGCUGAGCAGAUAUCAUUAACCCCUAUGGAACAACCCCUGUACGACCACCAAAAAGCUGCCGACCUUGCUGCGCUGGAUGUAAUACCGGAACACGAUUUGCUCGCCAUUUUGGGGCUCCAAUCUUCGUCUGUGCCUUGUGCGCAUUCGUUCCAUGCCGACUCUUCCAUUAUGGAGGAGUCACUCUCAGACGUUCGAAAUGAUUUCACUGCCGCCAUUCGAACUAAGGUUCCCCAUCCUCGGGUAGCUCAUGCCUGCGAUUACUGCAGGCGCCGAAAAACAAAGUGUUCGGGGGAACAGCCAGUGUGUACGAGCUGUAAAAAAAGGGGCAAGGUGUGCCAGUGGACUCCUCUCAAAACCACUAAAGAGCGGCGAACUCGAAAGCCCUACGACGUUGGUCUUGAAUAUAACCCUCGACCUCGUGUACCUGCACCAUCUGCCCCGUAUAUUGCGGCACCUAGGGCGACCUAUCCGAGCGUUAUGCUCCCGAAUCCGAUGUCCAUUUGGUCUAUCGAGGAUGCUAUGUCUGCAUCGCAGGCCAGCACGACUUCGAAUGCGCCCACUGUGAUACCUACUAUACAAACACCCACUAGUUGGAGUACUCCUGCGCAGUAUGAUUGGCAAGAUGUCGACAUCCCAUCCCCUCUUUCCUCCUGCCCUUCAUUAGGGAGCGACAUCUCAUCUCGCGAAUCAUCGCCUGUGAACACACCAACGCGCGCCGACUCAAUACCUACCUCGUCUAGCCCAUUAUAUUUUCCCGUGGAAGAGGCGGAACAAAAUUUCGAAGACAUUGAUGUUUUCUUCAAAGAUCUGUAUCAGGAUCUAUCUCCCGAUUGGUCUUCGGUCUUACAAAGCUGGCCGGAUGAAACUGAGACGUUUUUUGCUCAGUAAGCACCAGUACCACGUAAUU
Suillus subalutaceus is the source of this 1302-nucleotide messenger RNA. RefSeq lists its product as uncharacterized. Gene Ontology annotation, biological process: positive regulation of transcription from RNA polymerase II promoter by galactose. NCBI's taxonomy places the organism in Eukaryota, Fungi, Basidiomycota, Agaricomycetes, Boletales, Suillaceae. Gene Ontology annotation, molecular function: DNA-binding transcription factor activity, RNA polymerase II-specific; RNA polymerase II cis-regulatory region sequence-specific DNA binding; zinc ion binding. The transcript is spliced from 2 exons. The coding region runs from base 327 to 1283 and encodes 318 amino acids. The record is from RefSeq and is a predicted model, not a curated record. Gene Ontology annotation, cellular component: nucleus.